AUGGCCGACGAGUUUACUCGCAUUGUCGAGGAGAUGAUGCUAACUCCCCCGAACCCAAAUGCGCCCUUACCACUGGCGAACAAGAAAGGCACGAUGUUUGGUGUCUCGAUACCAUUCCACGUUUUGUGCUGGGUUGUCGUAGGCUUCCGUCUUCAUACUCGCCUGCGAGUUGUUCGUGAACCCGGUCUCGAUGACCUCUUCGUAGUCCUAGCGGCUAUAUUCAACUUGACAUCUAUCAUAGCCUUCCUCCACGGCACCAAUUAUGGCAUGGGUCAUCAUCUUAUCUACACCUUACGAGAGUUGCAACCAACCAUGAUCUGGCUGUAUAUCACAAAUGCCGCGUAUCAUACGACCACUGUCUUCAUCAAGAUAUCCCUACUCCUACAGUACCUGAGGCUCUUUCAGCAGGGCGCUCGCCGCAUCAUUUGCAUCGUACUUCUCGCGUUGGUGAUAGCAUGGGGCCUGACUUUCUCAUUCAUGGCUUGGGUACCCUGCUUUCCAGUAAGGAACUUCUGGGAUCGACAACCUGGCUCUAAAUGCUACGGCUUCGGAUAUCGCACUAUCAAUGAGGCGAAAUUCACGAUACUCGCGUUUGCUGCGACGAACAUGGCGUUCGAUAUUGCCAUAUUCCUCGUCCCGAUCACGGAAUACUUUAGGAAAGAUCUCAGACGGAAACAGGUGCUUGCCAUGACUGGACUGUUCGCUCUCGGUUCGAUUGUCGUACUCAUGGCUAUCCUCCGCCUUUGGAGCACCUUCAAAAACAGUCAAAGCAUGACCCAAAGUUUCGAUUUCACAUGGUGGUACCCCGAAGUCCUCAUCAUCUCCUGCCUCGAAAUCGACUUCGCGAUAAUGUGUGCGUCCAUGCCUAUAUUCUGGCCCACCGUCAUGGCUUCCUGGACCCAGAUCUUUGUCACCAACGAGGUCCGCGUUACGCACCACGAACGUUUGCCCAACGAUAGCCGCGAUAACUUCGAGUUGGUCAGGAACACGUCGUUGAAGAGCACAGGGAGUGCGGAAGAAUUGGCAAGGGUUACGAGCGAAGAGCAGGACACGGUGUAUGGCGGAUUUGACCCAGAGACGGGCAAGGAUGGCAGAUUUGCUGCUAUGCGAGUAGAGGUACAACCGCAGGCACAAAGGACACGGAGACUCUGA
Messenger RNA from Alternaria novae-zelandiae, 1152 nucleotides. RefSeq lists its product as uncharacterized. NCBI's taxonomy places the organism in Eukaryota, Fungi, Ascomycota, Dothideomycetes, Pleosporales, Pleosporaceae. Bases 1 to 1152 code for a protein of 383 amino acids. The record is from RefSeq and is a predicted model, not a curated record. The transcript has 4 exons.